Cyprinodon variegatus (sheepshead minnow) is the source of this 2197-nucleotide messenger RNA. It is a transcript of the gene hs3st5, whose product is annotated as heparan sulfate-glucosamine 3-sulfotransferase 5. Lineage: Eukaryota; Metazoa; Chordata; Actinopteri; Cyprinodontiformes; Cyprinodontidae. Gene Ontology annotation, molecular function: [heparan sulfate]-glucosamine 3-sulfotransferase activity. The record is from RefSeq and is a predicted model, not a curated record. The transcript has 3 exons. Bases 115 to 1152 code for a protein of 345 amino acids.
ACAGAUACUGGAUCUGCAAGCAUUCUUAAACGAGCAUCCUGGUAUAACGAUCACCUCUGGCAGUCAUGAGGAACAAAGGGCUGAAGACGCAGUCCUGAAGAUUGAUGGAGGGCCAUGCUCUUCAAACAGCAGGCAUUGCUGAGACAGAAGCUCUUCGUUCUGGGCAGCCUCGUGAUCGGAAGCGUCCUCUAUCUAGUGGCCAGGGUUGGGACUUUGGAUAGGCUUCAACCAAUUUGCCCCAUUGAGAGCAGAUUUCACCCCCCUGAGCCGGAGCAAAUCCCUCUCCGAACGCUGCAGUUCAAACGCGGGCUGCUCCAUGAAUUACGUAAGGGCAAUGCCACCAAAGAUCAAAUACGCCUUCACAACCUGGUCCAGCAGCUGCCUCGGGCCAUCAUCAUUGGAGUCCGCAAGGGCGGCACCCGUGCCCUGCUGGAAAUGCUCAACCUCCAUCCGGCUGUCGUCAAGGCUUCGCAGGAGAUUCACUUCUUUGACAAUGACAAAAACUACGCCCGGGGCAUUGACUGGUACAGGGGUAAAAUGCCCUUCUCCCUCCCUCACCAGAUCACCAUCGAGAAGAGCCCUGCCUAUUUCAUCACGGAGGAGGUUCCCGAGCGCAUUUUCAAGAUGAACUCCUCCAUCAAGCUGCUGAUUAUCGUCCGAGAACCCACCACCCGGGCCGUGUCCGACUACACCCAGGUACUCGAGGGCAAGGAGCGCAAGAACAAGACUUACCACAAAUUCGAAAAUCUGGCCAUUGAUGCCAACACCUGCGAAGUAAACACCAAAUACAAAGCAGUUCGGACAAGCAUCUACACAAAACACCUGGAGCGCUGGCUCAAGUACUUCCCCGUGGAGCAGUUCCAUAUAGUGGACGGGGAUCGCCUCAUUACAGACCCGCUGCCUGAGCUGCAGCUGGUUGAGCGCUUCCUCAACCUUCCCUCCAGGAUUAGCCAGUAUAACCUGUACUUUAAUGCCACCAGGGGAUUUUACUGUCUGCGAUUUAACAUUGUCUUCAACAAGUGCCUGGCAGGCAGCAAGGGCCGCAUCCAUCCGGAGGUGGACCUGUCAGUAGUGACUAAACUGCAGAAGUUCUUCCACCCAUUUAAUCAAAAGUUUUACCAGAUAACAGGAAGAACAUUUAAUUGGCCAUAAAAUGUAGUUUUCGUCAAAAACAAUAAAGACAAUAGUCUCAUAAGGUAACAGCACUUUGUUUAAUUUAUCACAGGUAUGAUAUUGUGACCAAAUGUUAAAACUUGAUGUAAGUUUGUUCUAAAUGUGUAAAAUGGGACUCAAUAGUUUGAUGUUUGGACUCGGAGGUUAGGCAGAGAGUCAGUUUUCCUAUCUGUCAGUGUUUUUCCUGUGAAAAAAAAUGUUAAUGCAGUCUUUACAGUGGCUUGCAGAAAGGUUUAUACCUCGCGUAAUAUUCUGCUUGUUGUAAUGUCAACACAGCAAAUAGUAUAAAUUUAAAAAAUCUGAAUAUAUCAGAGUAUGUUCAUUAUCAGAUUCUUUUAGCACAGGUGUAAAUGACCAGAUUUUUAAUCACAAUCUAUCAAUUUCCAAUAUUACAAAAAUCUGUCACGAUAGGAUUUUCAUUUGAUUCAAUCAAAUUCCCUGAAGUUGAUGGCUGCAACAUGGCAAAAUAUGAACGUUCAAUAGGUGUGAACCCAUCUGCAAGGCAAAGUAACUAAAGAGGGUCAUUUCAAGAAAAUCCUCACAGGCAUUUCUAGAAUUAUCAUAGACUUUAAAAGUCAACCUUUUAUUCAAUAAGAGAGUCAAAAUGAGAAAAAGUUCCGUGUUUUUUGUUAUUUGUUUAAUCCAAACUGCAUGUUAGGUACAGAUGCCAUGGUUCAACAGGUUCAGACAUCAUCUGUUGGUUCUCAGUCUCUGAUUUCUUACUUAGGCUAACUUAUUUGAUGUUAAUUGCCUUUGAUUUUCAGCAGAGGUUUAUCAGUUUAAGCUUAAGCCUUUAGCCUAUCGUCCUAUCUAAGGCCUGGUGCAGUGGUAGCAUUAGCCUUGGUUAUUGUUAAAAUGGAAGAGAUUUGCCUGAGUUGUACAUGUGUAUACGCAAUACAAAGAUUGUGAUAAACUUGAUGCCGUACAAUUUUAAAGGAGAAGUCCAGUCACCACGGAAUAAUCAAUGAAUCAUUAUUUAUUCCUAAACCUAAUGUCUUUGCUGUGAUUUAAGCAAUUUAAAUGA